AUGAAGACUGCGCAGGCAGGGAAAGGACCUGUCCCUUGUUCCCGGAAGAUGGAAGAUCGCCCACGCCUGGCACUGUGCCGAGAGCCUGGGGCCUCUCACACUCCGUGCGUCUGCACCCCCGCGCCGCGCUGCUACACCAACGCGGGACACAGCACGCCGGGCGCCCUUUCCCCGGGCCAGCCACUCCGCGCACUGCGUAUCGCCUGGCGCCGGCUCCUCCGGUCCCCGUUCCCUGUCACUGCAGGGAACAUCAUGGCCGUGGAUGUGACAGAAUAUCAUCUGAGCGUCAUCAAGAGCCCUGCUGGCUGGGAGGUGGGUGUCUAUGCUGCAGGGGCCCUGGCACUGCUUGGAAUCGCAGCUGUGAGUCUGUGGAAGCUCUGGACAUCGGGGAGCUUCCCCAACCCCUCUCCAUUCCCUAAUUACGACUACAGGUACCUGCAGCAAAAAUAUGGAGAGGCCUACGUGGAGGCAAAGCUGAAGAGAGUCUCUCAGUGGAAUGCCCAGAGGACCAACCCUCGGGGACCACCCAGCCGCAAAGGCAGCCUCAGUAUUGAGGACACCUUUGAAAGCAUCAGUGAACUGGGACCCCUGGAGCUGAUGGGCCGAGAACUGGACCUGGCCCCCUAUGGUACUCUCCGCAAGUCACAAUCUGCUGACUCUCUGAACUCCAUUUCCUCUGUGAGCAACACCUUUGGGCAGGAUUUCACACUGGGCCAGGUGGAGGUUAGCAUGGACUAUGAUGCGGGCUCCCACACCCUCCACGUGGCGGUGUUGCAAGGCAAGGACCUCCUGGAGCGGGAGGAAGCCACCUUCGAAUCCUGCUUCAUGCGUGUCAGUCUGCUGCCGGAUGAACAGAUCGUUGGCAUCUCCCGGAUCCAGAGGAAUGCCUACUCCAUCUUCUUCGAUGAGAAGUUCUCUGUCCCCCUGGAUCCCACAGCCCUGCAGGAGAAGAGCCUUCGAUUUUCUGUGUUCGGCAUUGAUGAGGAUGAAAGGAACGUUAGCACCGGUGUGGUGGAGCUGAAGCUGUCUGUUCUGGACCUCCCACUGCAGCCCUUCAGUGGCUGGCUAUACUUACAGGACCAGAAUAAGGUGGCUGAUGCUGUGGGAGAGAUCCUGCUGUCCCUCAGUUACCUGCCCACAGCUGAGCGUCUGACUGUGGUUGUGGUGAAAGCCAAGAAUCUCAUCUGGACCAAUGACAAGGCCACAGCAGACCCCUUUGUCAAAGUAUACCUGCUGCAGGAUGGGAGGAAGAUGAGCAAGAAGAAGACGGCUGUGAAGAGGGAUGACCCCAACCCAGUGUUCAAUGAAGCAAUAAUCUUCUCAGGCCCUGCCAUUGUGUUACAGGACCUGUCUCUCCGAGUGACAGUGGCUGAGAGCAGCAGUGAUGGCCGUGGGGACAACUUGGGGCAUGUCAUCAUUGGGCCAGCAGCCAGUGGCAUGGGCACCACACACUGGAACCAGAUGCUGGCCACACUACGCAGACCUGUGUCCAUGUGGCACCCAGUCCGGCGAAACUAGCAGCCAGGGCAGGCCAGAUGGGCAGCAGAGCCACCAGAGCCUGGCACCAUCUCAGUUCUAUCCAGUGAUGCCCUCUCCAUAGUCAGCUGGAGCCGUGAACACUGAGGCUGCCCCUCCUCCCAGGGGGUCCUCAUCAGCCAUCUUGGAUCCUCUGUCCAGACUGUCAUGGAGGAAUGGGUGUGGCUCUUCACCUGAGGACCUAGGGUAAUUUCCCCACUAAUGACCACAUGGAGCUGGCUGGGGACCCAGCAGAAUGAUCAACUGUGUACUAGAAAGCCUAAUGACGGAUGUCCCUAGCCUGCAGAGGCAUAUGGGCUUCAGAGCUAGCCAACCCCCCUCCGAAAUUCUCUUAGAAGCCAGAUGCUAGUAAGUCUUGAGGGACUAGUCCCUGUACUGAGAGGGCUAUGUUAACAAGACGUAGCACCCAGGAUACCACGCCAGGAAGUCAAGAUGGCCCUCUCCCAUCCAGGUUACUAAUCAAGUAACUGCCCAUCCAGAUGGACUUGGGAAGCAGCCCUCUGGUUUGGGGAGACGGGGAGAAUCUCUCAGACAAGGAAGGAGCUGCACUUUGAGGAUUAGGGAGUAAACAGCACCCAGAGUUAGCAGGGUAGUGGGAGCUGUGGUGAAUAGUCAAGCAAUAGAAGGGAAUGAAUUAGCCCAUCCCAAACACACACUAUUCCCAUUGCUGUGGGAACAAGAAAAAAACAGGAGACUAGGCCCAGAGGAAGCCUGCAGGCCACAUGAAAGCUCUCCCGACCUUACACCCUGAGAGAACCAGAAAUCACCAAGGGCCCAGAUCCAGGCCCUUGUGUUUGGAUCCAGUGCAAAUCAGCACAGAUCCACCAGCGCUGGCUGCUGUCCCUCCAGGCCAGGCCUCUCUUGAAAGGAAGCUCUAAGGCAGGCCUAAAUUCACGCCUAGGAGUACUGGGCAUCUUAGGUCAAGUUCCCUAACACCGAGUCUUCAAGGAUAUUUAGCCUUAGUCUGGAGCCAGUAGGGACUCUGGGGGAAAGGUGUUCAGAAGCCAAAGGUCGGAUUGUACAUCAUUAGUAGAAUCCUUCAUUGGCUCACACCUGGUCAGAAUUAGUGGGGGUAUCGCAUCCUUCAUAAAUGUCAUUUGGUAAUGGCAAUCCCAGAGAAGUGGUGGCUUUUGGCUUCUUCUCUCUGGCACCUGCAGAUUUAAAAGGAUAGUGGCCAUGGGGAGUGGUAAGAAGACGGCUCAGGUAGCUGCCUCUGGUCCUUGACCCUAAUGAAUUAUGAAUACUCAGAUCCAAUGAGGAACCACGGAGACCCAGGUCUAGUCAAUUACCAUCAAUGACAAGAAGAAGGAUGGCUAGAACAGAGACACAGGUCAAUAGGACUGGAGGCAGGACGCCUGCCACAACUGGACCCUCCCGAAGCCAGGUUUCUCAGCCUGUGGCCAAUAUCAAGAAGUGAAUUCUGGACCAGGGAUACUGGUAGCUGGGCCAGACCUUGUCAUCUGGAAGCCCCAGACUCUAAUCAGUUUUGCAGGGCAGACUACAUCCCCCAACCUCUGUCCCCCUGUUCCUUUCUUCUAUACUGCAUGAAAUGUUGACAGUGUGCUCGGAUGGCUGUGGUGGUGACCAAGAAUGCCGAGUGGAAUGAUUUGUGAACCAAAAUAAAGCUGGAGCAGGA
Molecule: messenger RNA, 3172 nt
Organism: Cricetulus griseus (Chinese hamster)
Lineage: Eukaryota; Metazoa; Chordata; Mammalia; Rodentia; Cricetidae
Source: RefSeq, a predicted model, not a curated record